Molecule: messenger RNA, 871 nt
Organism: Osmia bicornis bicornis
Lineage: Eukaryota; Metazoa; Arthropoda; Insecta; Hymenoptera; Megachilidae
Gene: Nxt1
Product: NTF2-related export protein
Exons: 4
Coding region: 422-838 (138 amino acids)
Biological process (GO): protein import into nucleus
Cellular component (GO): nuclear pore central transport channel
Source: RefSeq, a predicted model, not a curated record
AAACAUAAAUAGAUAAAUAUGAAUGUUUAUACAUUCUGAUUUUGAAAAAAGAAAGAAAUAUUGAACAUUAUGUUACUCGCUUUUGUAUUAUUACAGAAAUGAUGAUAAUACUUUAUGUGUAACAGUUGCAAGAAUUUUACUAGUGUAUAUAAAUAAAGUAUUUAGUUUCAUAAUAAUAACAGUAGUAUUUUUUUUCAGUAAUAAAAUGCCAUAUUUUCCUUAUUUUAUUUUUGAGAAUAUAAAAAGUAGCAGUAUUUCUUAGUUAAUUUGGCAAUUUAGAAAUUAGCAAGUUGUAGAAAAAAAAUUGUCACGAACGGUUUAUCUAUGUUAUAAAGGUUAUAUUUAUGCUUUGUAUUACAUAAAUACAUAGUUAAUUUGAAAGAACGCGUAUUUUAAAUUCUCUGGAAGUUGUUUCAAUAAGAUGGAGCAAGAUUUGAAAACAAAGAUUGAUGAAGCUUGCCGUACAGCCGAGGAAUUUACAAAACUUUAUUAUGAAAGUUUAGAUAAACGAAGAUAUUUAAUAUCAAGAUUGUAUUUGGACACUGCAACUUUAAUAUGGAAUGGAAAUGGUAUUGAAGGCAAAGAUAAUAUACAGAAAUUUUGGACAGAUUUACCACCCUCUGAUCAUAAUGUUUUUGCCUUAGAUGCUCAACCAGUAACGGGUCCUGAGAUGGCAGAUCAACUAACAUUUUUAGUCAAAGUUGGAGGACACGUAAAAUAUGAUGAUAGAUCAUCAAAACCAUUUAAUCAAAGUUUCUUGAUUGCAGCAAUGGGAGAUAAAUGGAAGAUCGUAAGCGACUGUUUCCGAGUACAAGAAGUAUUAGAAAAUGCAAGUUAAAGGAAUAGAAUAAUAGAUUUGUUUUGUAAAAUA